AAUCCAUUUGAAAACAUCCAAGAAACAUUUUAUUAUGUCGGGAAGAGGGAAAGGAGGAAAGGUAAAAGCUAAAGCUAAGUCUCGCUCGAGCAGGGCAGGACUUCAGUUUCCUGUUGGUCGUAUACACCGUUUGUUGAGGAAAGGAAACUACGCCGAACGCGUAGGUGCUGGUGCCCCAGUCUAUAUGGCGGCUGUGUUAGAGUAUUUGGCUGCUGAAGUUCUCGAGUUAGCUGGUAAUGCAGCUCGUGACAAUAAGAAAACUAGAAUCAUUCCCCGCCAUCUCCAACUGGCCAUACGUAACGACGAAGAGCUGAACAAACUACUGCAGGGAGUGACCAUUGCUCAGGGUGGUGUUUUACCCAACAUCCAGGCGGUUUUGCUACCAAAAAAGACCGAAAAAAAAUCUUAAAAUCUUAUUUUAUUAUCGGCCCUUUUCAGGGCCACCACAUCCUGUUGAAGAGACGCCUUUUUUUGCAACUUGAUUUCUUAUCAAUAAAAUGAUGUUGUGUUAUUACUGGUAAGUGGCAGGCUGGAACUUUGGAAGUGUCACCUCCAAGUAUGUGUGUCUCAAACUUUACUAAGAAUAUUAAGAUGAUUGUUUCAGUAAACACAACAACUUCAAUACUCCGAUAUACUAGUAAAGUUUUACCUAAUUCUCGAAGUUCCAUUCCGUUAAAGGUAUAGCUGUAUUACUUUUACACAACUCUUAUGUUUCUUACUAUUGAUAAUGUUUCAUCUCAUGUAAAUAGAGCUGUAUUAUUUAUUAAGUUGCGAAUAACUUAAAAUCUUUUUAUAGGUGUAGUUAUUGUAACUUGUUAAUCUAUACAAGACAUAUCUGUCCAGUACUCUCAUUCGUUCCUUGUUUUAAUCCGGAGUAAAGUCUGAUGUUAGAUGAGGUAAAGCUGACGUGUCUUUCAGUAGCUAUAGAGUUAUCGUAAGUGGUCGAACAGCAUUGAACCCACCCGGUAACAUAAAUCUGUCAGUGGUUAUAUAAUAAAGCAUUUAAUUUAUACUCGUUGA
Molecule: messenger RNA, 1020 nt
Organism: Limulus polyphemus (Atlantic horseshoe crab)
Lineage: Eukaryota; Metazoa; Arthropoda; Merostomata; Xiphosura; Limulidae
Product: histone H2A
Exons: 1
Coding region: 35-409 (124 amino acids)
Cellular component (GO): nucleosome
Molecular function (GO): DNA binding; protein heterodimerization activity; structural constituent of chromatin
Source: RefSeq, a predicted model, not a curated record